UGUCGGGGGAGCAGCACCAACAAAAGGGACUUAAACCGGAUUGACAAACUGGCUGGCCAAACUACUGGCACGCAGUUGGAGGCGGUUGUGUCAGUGAGGGACAGGAGGACACUGGACAAACUGCUUGCCAUCAUGGACAAUCCUGCCCACCCGCUUCACCAAACAAUUGAGGGACAGCGAAGCUCAUACUCCAACAGGCUCCUUCAGAAAAAUGGCCAACUCUGGUAUUCAGCUUUUGGGCUUCUUCAUGUCUCUGAUUGGCAUCGUGGCGCUGAUCAUCGGCACCAUUCUGCCCCAGUGGAAGAUGUCAGCCUACAUCGGGGACAACAUCAUCACGGCCGUGGCCAUGUACCAGGGACUGUGGAUGUCCUGCGCCUUCCAAAGCACCGGGCAGCUCCAGUGCAAGAUCUACGACUCCAUCCUGCAGCUGGACAGCUCUUUGCAGGCCACCAGGGCGCUGAUGAUCGUGGGCAUUAUCGUGUCGGUGGCGGGCCUGGGCGUGGCCUGCAUGGGCAUGAAGUGCACCACCUGCGGGGGUGGCGACAAACUCCGCAAGGCCCGCGUUGCCAUGACGGGGGGCAUCGUCCUGCUAGUGGGGGGCCUGUGUGCCAUCGUGGCGUGCUCCUGGUUCGCUCACAACGUGAUACGGGCCUUCUACAACCCCUACACCCCGGUCAACACCAAGUUUGAGUUUGGUGCCGCCAUCUUCAUCGCAUGGGGCGGCUCGCUCCUGGACGUCCUGGGCGGCGCCAUGUUGGCCGCCUCCUGUCCGCGAAAGAAGCAAUCGUCCAAGUACCCGUCUAUGGCCAGCUCUCGCUCCGGGCCUGGGAGCAGCAAUAAGGAAUAUGUCUAACUUCCUUAUAUGCCCUUCAUUAUUCUUAUUAUUGUUAUACAAACAUUCAAUGCUUUAUUACUAUAUUACUUUUUGUAAUGUUUUUUUUCCCAUAUGUGCCUUUGAUAACUGCUUGAUGAUGACUCAGCGCUGUUUCACACAGUCCUAAUAAAGAAAUAUAUAUUUAAUGCA
Messenger RNA from Entelurus aequoreus (snake pipefish), 1024 nucleotides. RefSeq names its product claudin 7a (gene cldn7a). Gene Ontology annotation, cellular component: plasma membrane; bicellular tight junction. The transcript has 5 exons. Bases 212 to 853 code for a protein of 213 amino acids. The record is from RefSeq and is a predicted model, not a curated record. Gene Ontology annotation, molecular function: structural molecule activity. Gene Ontology annotation, biological process: bicellular tight junction assembly; cell adhesion. Lineage: Eukaryota; Metazoa; Chordata; Actinopteri; Syngnathiformes; Syngnathidae.